Molecule: messenger RNA, 1619 nt
Organism: Trichoplusia ni (cabbage looper)
Lineage: Eukaryota; Metazoa; Arthropoda; Insecta; Lepidoptera; Noctuidae
Product: histidine-rich glycoprotein-like
Exons: 12
Coding region: 80-1558 (492 amino acids)
Cellular component (GO): extracellular matrix
Source: RefSeq, a predicted model, not a curated record
GCUGUUUAUGAUUUGAUGAUCGUGUUGCAGGGUCAUCCUAAGUACGAGUUCUCUUACCAAGUGAAGGACCCUCAUACACAUGACAUCAAGUCCCAGCACGAGAAGCGCGACGGUCACCUCGUGCACGGCGAGUACAGCCUGCACCAGCCCGACGGCAGGGUCAGGACUGUCAAGUACCACGCCGACCACAAGACUGGAUUCAACGCUGACGUCCAUUACGAGGGUCAUGCCACACACAUCGUUCCUGAACACCACCACCACCACUGAUCUUGUGAUAAAUGUAUUUUGCGUGUUGGCUUUGGCAGUUGCCAUAGUCUCCGGCCAUGGAUACUCGUCGCAGUACAUCCACCGCCACGACGGCCACCACCAGCCUGUGCACCACGGACACCACCACGACUACUACACUCACCCCAAGUACGAGUUCGAGUACAAGGUGGAGGACUCGCACACCGGCGACCACAAGUCGCAGCACGAGCACCGCGACGGUGACGUCGUCAAGGGACACUACUCGCUGCACGAACCUGACGGCUCCGUCAGGGACGUGCACUACCACGCUGAUCAUCACUCCGGUUUCCACGCGGACGUGAAGCACAGCGUACACCAUGUCGUGCCUCAUCAUCAUCAUAUUGCUUCAGUCAUUGCCCUCCUCGCCGUAGCGAGCGCGCGGCCGCAGUACCACCACGGUCAUGGUCAUGGGCACCACGGUCACGGACACGCAGUCUCCUCACAGAGCGUCGUGCUGCACCAGACGCAACACCACCCCGAACACCACGCCCACCACGAGGAACUCAGUGAACAUCACCAUGAGGAACAACACCACAAUGAUCACCAUGAACACCAACACGGUCACGCCUCCUCAUCACAGAGCCUCCGCCAGCACCACUCACAUGGCACCGAGAAACACGUCGAGUACUAUGGUCAUCCUAAGUACGAGUUCUCUUACCAAGUGAAGGACCCUCACACAUACGACAUCAAGUCCCAGCACGAGACGCGUGACGGUCACAUCGUGCACGGCGAGUACAGCCUGCACCAGCCCGACGGCAGGGUCAGGACUGUCAAGUACCAUGCUGACCACAAGACUGGAUUCAAUGCCGACGUCCACUACGAGGGUCACGUGAUCACUAUACCUGAGUUCAGAACGAGCUUCUUCUUGAGGUCUUUGUCGCCUUUGUGCGUGUUGACUGGCCUAUUCCAGGUGUUUUGCAUACUGGCUGUAGCGGUUGCCGUAGUCUCCGGCCACGGAUACUCGUCGCAGUACAUCCACCGCCAUGACGGCCACCACCAGCUUGUGCACCACGGACACCAACACGACUACUACCAUUUGCAGACUCACCCCAAGUACGAGUUCGAGUACAAGGUGGAGGACUCGCACACCGGCGACCACAAGUCGCAGCACGAGCACCGCGACGGUGACGUCGUCAAGGGACACUACUCGCUGCACGAACCUGACGGCUCCGUCAGGGACGUGCACUACCACGCUAAUCAUCAUUCCGGUUUCCACGCGGACGUGAAGCACAGCGUACACCACGUCGUGCCUCAUCACCAUCAUCAUUACUGAAACCUAUUUGUUUAUACUGUGUUAAGUGUUUUUUAGUAAUAUAUCAAUUUUAAAAACAAAA